This is a messenger RNA of Penicillium riverlandense, 2073 nucleotides long. It is a transcript of the gene pex8, whose product is annotated as putative peroxisomal membrane protein Pex17. Lineage: Eukaryota; Fungi; Ascomycota; Eurotiomycetes; Eurotiales; Aspergillaceae. The transcript has 4 exons. Bases 1 to 2073 code for a protein of 690 amino acids. The record is from RefSeq and is a predicted model, not a curated record.
AUGGCCACCGAACGCUCGUUGGCUGCACUCUUGCGGUCGCUUCAGUCGACUUCCAACCCGCAAGAUGCUACUGCCCUCCUUCCGACAGCCACUAGCUUCCUGUCCCUGCUCGGCAACCCGUUGAACCUGAAUCUCCUUUCAUCGCAGCUGCUAAGAGCUCCCGCAUUAUGGAGCCAUCCGCUUGACCUACAGACCUGUCACAAGAUCCUCAGCGUCUUCAACACAGCCGCCAUCGCCGUCCUGCAGCACGAUACCACCGACGAGCCCCGGGUCCCGUAUGGCCGCAAUCGCCAGAUCGAUCGCGAAGCAUGGGUGAAGGCUGUGGUGGACGGGGCGGACGACAAAUCCCCGCGCUGGAGACACAUGCUCUUGAUUGGUGGCGUCCUGCUUGGUUUCGAGGGCCAGAAUAGACAGGGCCUCCCGCGACAUAUCCGGAGGAAGCUUGAAUCGGCUCUGGCCACGGCGGCGCAACUCUCGUUGGAGGAGAUUAAUACUGAGAAUGGAGUUGAUGGAUAUUGCAUUACCAUGGUGCUGAACUAUACCUUUGAGCUCCUAUCUGAUCUGGAGAGGAGCAAACUGGACUACGACCGGUUGCUGCCAGUCAUGGUUCGGUCGGCGUUCUUCUCUCCGGAGGGUUUGGAGGGCGGGUACUUCCUGGGGGCCAUUGAUAAGGACGUGGUCGAAGCACCUGGGAAACAGUUCCGGUGGUCGGCCAGUUCCCCGACAUUUGGUUACGUGUCUGCCAUAUCCUCGCGCCCUCUUGUCGCAGCGUUUGGGCCUCUAUCCCGACUCAUUUCGCACGCCAUCGAGAAUACCCGUGACCCGAAACUCGUUGCACAGACUGUGGAUUACCUGGCCGACUUUACUCGCACGCUCAUGGUGCAGUGGCGCCAGAACAAACUCUCAGAAGUGGAUAUCGCGGAGGAGAUGGACUUCUUGGAUGCCGAAUCACGCGAGACUACAAUUCCUGCUUUAUGGAAAGUUCUGCGGAACUGCCUAUAUUCGAUUGUUAUCACCCUUCGCGCGGUCCUAGGCCGCACCAUUAAUGACCCGGCCUUGGCUGCUGGCAGUAGCGCGCCAUUCCUGUCGAUGCAGGCCCUUCAUAUUCUCCGCAAUAUGUAUUUUAUAUCAUCUCGGCUCGGCCAGAACGCGUCCUCGCAGCAGACGUUUGUGUUUCUGGCCGCCAUCGACCUCCUCUCACAGUACCCGGACCUCGCCGAAAACUUUUUGCGAAGUAUCAAGCCCAGCGAUAUUGGACAGAUACCCGCGCAUCCAGUUGAACGGUGUCUAGACCUGUUCUUUAUGAAUGCUGCCGAACAUUUCCCAAUUGUCUUGUCGCCAGAGUCCAGUGAGGAGCUGCUACUGUCAGCCGCCUUCCCCUACCUUGCAUCCGCAGCGAACCCUCUUCUUCUGGAUAUCUUCGAGGCUGCUCAUAGUGUGGUUCUUGUUGUCUUUGCCAUCCCUGGUAACUCGGCAUUGGCUGCCAAGCACUUGCCUUUCUAUAUUGACAACCUCUUUGCCGUAUUCCCUCAGAACCUAUCCGCACGACAAUUCCGUCUCGCCUUCAAAACCGUCAUUCAAGUCACUGCACCACCCUCGCCUUUAGCAAACAGCCAGCCCCUUCUCCCUUCCAUUCUCCUAGAUGUCGUUCGCGACCGCGCGAUGAACGCAUCGUCAACACCUUUGCCGCCCUCAUCCCAGUCGAGCACCACGCCUGAUCUAGGAAACACACCGACUCUUUCCGAGCAAGCAGUCCUCAUCCUGGCACUACUCGACUCUCUUUCUUUCUUGUGCGUCGAAGACCUGGAAGAGUGGCUUCCUCUGGCGGCACAACUCAUCAAUCAAGUCGCCGAUCGAGGGAUGCGCCAUGUCUGCGUGGAUCGUUUCUGGGAAGCUCUGAGCAGCGGCGAGAUGGACGUUGAUCGCGCCCAUUGCUGCGUUACCUGGUGGAGCACCCGGGGUGGGCGCGAGCUUGUUCUUUUCGGUGCCGAGUCUGCUUCUGCGCAGGGAGAAGAGAAUGGUCCUUACAUGAGUGGUGCUGUGGGGGGGAUUGCGCCGGAGAGCAAGCUUUGA